AUGCCUCUCGCCGGCCAGAAACGCAAGCGAAGCCCCAGCGAGAACAUCCAGCCAACUCCACAACUACAGCAUCCUUAUCUGAGCGGCAACUUUGCUCCCAUCCAGCAGACGCUCCCUCUCACGCCAUGUACAUACACUGGAUCGAUACCCAAAGAGCUGGCGGAUGGCGAGUAUGUCCGCAAUGGCAGCAAUCCCGUCUCAAACGAAGACCUGGGCCGAGAUGCACAUUGGUUCGACGGUGACGGCAUGCUGUCUGGUGUCUCGUUUCGAAGGGACGAAGAUACUGGCAGCAUUGAGCCGGACUUUGUCAACCAAUUCAUUCUUACAGAUCUCUACCUGAGCACACUGUCGAGUCCGAGGGUACGGAAGCCCAUAUUGCCCUCCAUCGCCACCCUUGUCAAUCCUUUGGCCAGCAUAUUCUACGUCACGCAAAAGAUCAAGAAGAUCAGUGUCGGGAACACAAACGUCGUGUAUCACGAUGGCAGAGCAAUGGCACUUUGCGAGAGUGGGCCGCCAAUGCGGAUACAAUUGCCUGGGUUGGAGACGGUUGGAUGGUACAAUGGGUCGACGGCAGAGGGAGAGUCUGAGAAGGAGAAGUUCGUUGAGGAUGGCAAGAAGGUUGAAGAGAAGGACAAGGUGUUCGGCCAGGACAGCGGCCUGAUCAGCUUCAUGCGGGAGUGGACGACUGCACACCCCAAGGUCGACCCAGUGACGAAGGAGAUGGUCAUGUUCCAUUCAUGCUUUGCGCCGCCAUACGUCCAAUACAGCAGCAUUCCGCAGGCAGAAGUGGCCGGGCUCAGCGACGAGGCGCCUUUGAAGAAGAUACUGAACGCUGCUGUACCAGGCGUCGGAAGUGCCAAGAUGAUGCACGAUUUCGGCGUGUCGUUGAAGCAUACCGUUAUCAUGGACCUGCCUCUUUCGCUUGACCCCGUCAAUCAGCUGAAAGGCUUGCCACCGGUGUCCUACGAUGCAAGCCAGCCGUCGCGCUUUGGCGUCUUCCCUCGGCCGCAUCCCGAGCAGGUCCGUUGGUUUGAGACCGAAGCGGCCUGCAUCUUCCAUACUGCGAAUACGUGGGGUGAUACCAACGGAUCUGGGGAAACAACAUCCGUCAACAUGCUGGCCUGCCGCCUCACUUCAGCCACCAUGAUCUUCGCAGCUGGGAACAUCGCACCGCCGCCUCCACUUGUCCCGAAGCCUGUGGCCAAAUCUAAACGCCGGAUGUCGUUUUUCUCCAAGUAUGAUUACGACGCAGAGGAGACCAUCUACGAGCGGGCACCGUUACUUGAGUCGCCACUCGCCGAGAAAGAGGCUUUCAUAACAGUCAACAACCUCAACUACGAGCAGGCCGAAGAACCCUUCUACAACGAAGAGCAGUGCCGCCUGUACUACUACAACUUCAACCUCAAGACCGGCGCCAUCGAUCAUCAAUGGGCGCUCUCCGCUAUUCCCUUUGAGUUCCCCUCCGUGCAUCCGAAGCUCGAGAUGCAAGAGGCGCGCUAUAUCUACGGCUGCUCCACCACGACGACCUCCUUCGGUUCUGCCCUGGGCAAGGCUACCAAGAUCGAUGCAUUGGUUAAAGUAGACGCUCUAUCCCUCGUCGAGCGCGGCCAACGCUGCCCACCUCGCAGCAUCACCGGCGUAGUGGACAACCGCACCAUGGCCACCGUCCUCAAUUCCUCCGACCCCGACGACCCGACCUCCGUCUUCCGCAUGCCUGACGGCUGGUUCGCGCAAGAACCACGCUUCGUCCCCGCCUCUUCCAAUGAAGCUGAAGAUGAUGGAUACCUCCUCUUCUACGCGUUCGACGAAAGCCAGCUCAACAGCUCCGGCGACGUACCCUCCGACUCCGGCCCGCAGCGCGCGAAGAGCGAGUUAUGGAUCGUCAAUGCUCGCAACAUGAAGGACGUCAUUGCAAAGGUGAAGCUGCCGCAGCGCGUACCAUAUGGUCUGCAUGGGAGUUGGUUCGAUGCGGAGAUGAUCCGGGAGCAGCGGCCGGUGGAUAGCAUCAGGACGACUGCGAAGGCGCUGGAGGCGAAGGAGGGAGGGGUGUGGAUGGGGAUGAGAGAUUGGCUGGAGCGGAUGCUUGGGUGA
Molecule: messenger RNA, 2091 nt
Organism: Saxophila tyrrhenica
Lineage: Eukaryota; Fungi; Ascomycota; Dothideomycetes; Mycosphaerellales; Extremaceae
Exons: 2
Coding region: 1-2091 (696 amino acids)
Biological process (GO): carotene catabolic process
Molecular function (GO): carotenoid dioxygenase activity
Source: RefSeq, a predicted model, not a curated record